This is a messenger RNA of Didymodactylos carnosus, 546 nucleotides long. NCBI's taxonomy places the organism in Eukaryota, Metazoa, Rotifera, Eurotatoria, Philodinida, Philodinidae. The record is from the annotation of a GenBank genome assembly.
AUGAAUUCUAAUAAAGCUUUCGUAAUUCGUAGUAAAUUACCAAUAUCAGCUGCUUUGAGUGAAAGACGUACAUGCAUAGUACAUAUCUAUCGAAAUAGUUAUAAUGUUGAUAAUGAUAAACUUAAACGUUUAAAAGUCUGUGACGUGACUGUUGAAGAUCAUGGAGAUAAAGAUGAGACCAUAGGAGUAUGGUGCUGGUAUGACGCACGUUCAUUGGAUAUCGUUGAAUAUGAUUUAGAAUGGCCAAAUAUAUAUAAAAAUGAAUAUACAAAAAUCAUGCAAUGUUUAGAAGAAAAUGUAGUCGAUCACCAUCAAACAUUAUUAGCAGAAAUUUAUCACAUUGGCAGUACAAGUAUCGAGGGAAUGUGCUCAAAACUUCAUAUUGAUAUUUUAAUCUUAAAAGCAAAUAUUCGUGGGAAUUUGGGUAUAAUUAAAGCUGAUGAUAUACAAGUAGCACUUCAGAAACUUGGCUACAAAGAGGUUUACAACGGAACCAAUGCCCGGGCCAAUGCCUUAUAUAUUAACGUAAGACUGAUAGUUGUUUAG